GUUUGUGGUGUCCUUGCAGAAAAGCCUCUGUCGGCUGUAAUAAAGGAAGUGUGUGAUGGCUGGAAUCUCACAGGUCCUGACAACUACGCCCUGCAGUAUGCUGAUGGAGUGCAAAUGUACAUCACUGAAUCAAAUCGUCUGGACAUUAAGAACGGCUGCAUUCUGCGUCUGACCAAGGGCCCGGGUCGCUGUGCCGAGGACCUGUUCAAGGGCAUCCAGAGCUCGGACUCGGGCGUGCGCUGCGAUUCGCUGAAGGAGCUGGCCAACGUCUCCACAGACGUGACCUUCGCUCAGGAGUUCAUCAGCAGAGACGGACACCUCCUACUGGUCAAGAUAGUGGAGGAAGCUAAGGAGAGUAAUGUGAUCAUGACGCACACACUGACGGGCUUCAUGGAGCUGAUGGAUCACGGGAUAGUUUCCUGGGAGAACCUCUCAACCAUCUUCAUCAAGAAGAUCGCCAGCUUUGUCAACGCUAAGGCGGCAGACGCGUCGAUGCAGCAGGUGUCCCUGGACAUCCUGGAGAGCAUGGUGCUGAGCAGUAACGGCCUCUUCCUGCAGGUCAAACAGGAAGUCACCAUGGAGAGGCUGGUCGCUCAUCUCCAGGUGACCAACCAGCAGAUCCAGACCAAAGCCAUGGCCCUGCUCAUGGCCCUGCUGCAGACGGCCGGAGACUCGGACAGACAGGAUAUGUUUGCUUUCCUGAAUAAGAAGAAUCUGCGUCAGUACAUUUAUAAGAACAUCAUCCACAGUUCUGCUUCAGUCCAGGACGAGAUGGCUCACUACCUCUACGUCCUGCAGUCGGUCACGUUGAAUCACCUGGAGCCUCGCAUGAGGACGCCUCUGGACAGCUACAGUCAGGAUCAGAGAGACGUCCUCCACAGUUUGCGUCAGGCGGCGUUUGAGACAGAGACUGAAAACAGCCUGAGCAACGAGAGGCGCCGCUCGCUCUGUGCUAAAGAGUUCAAGAAACUGGGAUUCUCUAACAACAGUAACCCUGGUCAGGACUUGGUGCGGACGCCUCCUGGUCUUGUAGCUUUGGACACCAUGUCUUAUUUUGCUUCACGCUAUCCUGAUGCCUACAGCAGGUUUGUUCUGGAGAACAGCAGCAGAGAGGACAAACACGAGUGUCCGUUCGCCAGGAGCAGCAUUCAGCUCACGCUCAUCCUGUGUGAGAUUCUUCGUAUCGGAGAGACACCCUCAGAGACGGGAUCGGACUACCACCCCAUCUUCUUCAGUCAGGACCGACUCGUGGAGGAGCUCUUCUGCGUCUGUAUCCAGCUGCUCAACAAGACCUGGAAGGAGAUGAGAGCCACACAGGAGGACUUUGACAAGGUGAUGCAGGUGGUGAGGGAGCAGAUCACCAGGACGCUGUCCAGUAAGCCCACGUCCCUGGAGCUCUUCAAGAACAAAGUCAACGCCCUCAACUACGGCGAGAUCCUCAAGCUGCGGCAGACGGAGCGGCUGCACCAGGAGGAGACGCUCGCCCCCCCUGUACUGGAGCUGAAAGAGCGUCUGAAGCCGGAGCUGCUCGAGCUGAUCCGUCAGCAGAGACUCAACCGACUGUGUCAGGGAACCAAGUUCAGGAAGAUCAGCAGCCGCCGCCGACAGGAUAAACUGUGGUACUGCCGCUUGUCACCCAAUCACAAAAUACUUCACUACGGCGACUUGGAGGAGGACACGGACAAUCCCCCGAUAGAAACACUGCAGGAAAAGAUUCCAGUAGCAGACAUCAAGGGGCUGCUGACGGGAAAAGACUGUCCUCACAUGAAGGAGCACAAAGGCAAACAGAACAAGGAGGUGCUGGACCUGGCCUUUAGCCUCACAUAUGUAGAAGAGUACAGUCUGAACUUCAUCGCACCCUCAAGGACUGACUUCUGCCUGUGGACGGACGGCCUGAGCGUCCUCCUGGGCCGGGAGAUGAGCAGUGAGUCCAUGCGCAGCGAGCUGGACAUCCUGCUCUCGAUGGAGAUUAAGCUCCGCCUCCUGGACCUGGAGAACGUCCCCAUCCCGGACAGCGCGCCGGUCGUCCCCAAGCCUCCGAGCAACUUCAACUUCUGCUACGACUUCAGCCAGACCGAGCAGUAGAGUGUGUGCACCGGCUGGAUGUGUGAAUGUGUAAAUAUAUAUAUAUAAAUAUAUGUGUGUGUGUGUGUGUGUGUGUGUAUGUGGUGAUAUUUUACCAGUGCAUCCGUGCACUUAUUAACAGAUUUAUAAUCCUGACAGUAGAAAGUUUCCUCUGUGGCCUGUUUCUCUACAAUGAAAACAAGGAAACUCUUAAAACUACAGCAGCAGGUUGUUGGUACGAAUCUUCACCACGUUGCUUAUCAACUGUUUUCCGAGGCUGCAGAUCAUCGCUUCUCGUCUGGUGCCUGGGAACUUCCACAAACAACAGAGACUCCAGCUGCUUGCACACCUGCACUGAAGUCUGCACAUGCUCCUACAGGCUUCUGCAGGGCCUGUAUGUUAGAAGGCAAAUGUCCGAGUCAGUCCCUGGGGACACUUUACAAAACCUUUCCUUCCAGCCCCCCUGGUAAAAUGUCCGUGGGAGACCCUGUGAGAAUACAGAGAGAAAAUGUCCGAAAAAAGUUCAAAGUGAGUUUCUAAUAAGUGACGGACGGGUUUCCAGAUGAAAACAAGGCGUCAUAGAGAACCUUCAUGAAGUUGUCCAAUUGGAAGGACAAUGAGAUUACAGAGCUUUUGGCUGAGGCCACUGAGGAUGAGUGUUCUGAAGGCUCUGGACCUGUUCCUGUAGUACUGAACUCG
Molecule: messenger RNA, 2763 nt
Organism: Pleuronectes platessa (European plaice)
Lineage: Eukaryota; Metazoa; Chordata; Actinopteri; Pleuronectiformes; Pleuronectidae
Gene: elmo3
Product: engulfment and cell motility 3
Biological process (GO): actin filament organization; cell motility
Source: RefSeq, a predicted model, not a curated record